Molecule: messenger RNA, 2991 nt
Organism: Salvia hispanica
Lineage: Eukaryota; Viridiplantae; Streptophyta; Magnoliopsida; Lamiales; Lamiaceae
Product: putative late blight resistance protein homolog R1A-3
Biological process (GO): defense response to other organism
Molecular function (GO): ADP binding
Source: RefSeq, a predicted model, not a curated record
AUGGAGAUUGUAGUUGUCACUCGGCUGCAGAGAGAGGUUCCCUGUGCUAGCUCGUUGACAUCUUCUUCCACCGCGAAGAAAAACGUGAUGGUGGGCUUUGACGAUGUAUUUCUUGAAGUUUUGGAUAAGCUCACUGGAGAUCAACUCAACUGCCAAGUCAUCCCAACUGCCAAGUCAUCCCAUUCACAGGGAUGGGUGAAAUUGAUUGAGUUAAGCAUGGCUGCUUAUGCAGCUCUGGUUUCUCUUAUGCAUAUCAUAGAUACUCUUCACAAACAUCCUUCCCCUCCAAUUUCUAUUGACAAAAAACAAGUUGAAUCUCUCACUCAAAUUGUUACCUUCUUGCAAGAAUCUCUUGAUGGAUAUAUUUCCCCUGUUGUUGCUGAUGGCCGUGAAGCUGAUCCAUUGGAGCGUCGCAUUGCUGAUGCAGUUUAUGCAGCUGAGGAUGUUAUCGAAUCCCAUAUUGUGCUAAAUAUUCACACAUCUUCCACAAUGCAUGAAGACAUCAUCAAUAAAUCCCAAAUCGUGGCUCAAAAUGGUAGACGAUCCACGAUACGUGGGAAGAUGAACAGCUUGUUUCGAGGUGUGUGUAAAUGCACAAGCCCAACCACAACUGCAACCGCAACUGCAACUGCAACUAUUGAAGAUGACUUCUUUCAUGAGCUUCAACAAGUGAUAGAAGAGUUGAGUCGGAUAAAGAAAGAAGCCAUGGAGACUGUAGUUGUCACUCGGCUGCAGAGAGAGGUUCCUCGUGCUAGUUCGUUGAUAUCUUCCUCCACCGCGAAGGAAAACGUGAUGGUGGGCUUUGACGAUGUUUUUCUUGAAGUUUUGGAUAAGCUCACCGGAGAUCAACUAAACUGCCAAAUCAUCCCAAUCACGGGGAUGGGCGGAAUUGGUAAGACCACUCUUGUCCGAAAUCUAUUUGAGAAUGCACUUGUUAAGGAGCAUUUUGAUAUUCGUGCUUGGACUACAAUUUCUCAAACUUAUAGUGUUAGAGAGACACUUAGAGGAGUUCUUUUUCAAGCAAGUGGUGAUUCAAGUAGUGAUUUGAGUGAGGAAGAAUUGGGGGGAAAAUUGUACAAGUUUUUAUAUGGUAGGAGGUAUCUUGUUAUACUUGACGAUAUGUGGAGUAUAGAGGUGUGGGACAAGAUCAAAGCUUUCUUUCCGAACCCUUAUGGCGAAAAUAGGAGUCGAAUAAUCAUAACAACUAGACUAACAAACUUGGGUUCACAGUUGAAUGAGUCUUAUAGAGUUGGUAUGAAAUUUCUAGAUGAGGCUAGCAGUUGGGAAUUGUUUUGUAAGACAGUGUUUGGAAAAGAAAGUUGUCCUCGUGAGUUAGAGAAUAUUGGAAAGAAUAUUGUAGCAAAUUGUAAAGGGCUUCCUCUAUCAAUUGCUACGAUUGGAGGUCUUUUGGCAAAAUCUAAGCAUACAAGAGAAAAUUGGGAACUUAUAGAGCAAAAUUUAAAUUCUAUUGUUAUUAAUGAUAAUGAUGAAUUUUGCUAUAAAAUAUUGAGGAUGAGCUAUAUCUAUGUGCCAAACUAUUUGAAGCCAUGCUUUUUGUAUAUGGGUGUUUUUGAGGAAGAUCGUAGGAUCCGCGUCUCAAUGCUCAAGAAGUUAUGGGUUGCUGAAGGAUUUUUAAAACCAAUGAGUGGAAAAUGUAUGGAAACAACUGCGCAAGAGUACUUGAAAGAGUUGGUUGGUAGAAAUCUCAUUUUAGUUGAUAAGUUAGGGUCUACUGGAAAUGUUAAAUAUUGUAAAAUUCAUGACUUGAUGAGAGAUAUGUGUUUGAAAGAAGUUGAAAAGGAAAGGUUUUAUCGUGUCGUAAGAGAUGAUCCUACAACAAAUAACAGCGAACGUCGGGUUGUUUUUCCAUUUAAGACUCCAGGGUUGUCAAUAAAUGAAGUUUUGGGAUCUUUAUCACAUGCUCGUUCCAUACUACGUGAUUACGGGAAGGGGGAUGGAGAAGUUCGAUUGCCUCGCAAUCUUAGGUUGCUGAGGACAUUCAAAGCAUAUUAUGUAGACACUUUCAGUGGUGCUUAUUUCCUAGAUAAUGUGUUUGAAUUGGUGAACUCACGGUACCUUGCUGUUAGAGUUCAUGAAAAGUCGAAAUUCCCCGCUUCGAUUGAUCUGCUUUGGAAUCUUCAUACAUUGAUUAUUCAUUGCUUGGAUGAUCUUAUCGCACCGAUUGAAAUUUGGAAACUGCAUCAACUUCAGCAUCUCGAGUUUAGGCGCCGCAAAUUGAUGCUCCCGGAUCCUCCUAGUGGCAACAAUGACAUUGUUUUCAUGGAGAAUUUGCAGACACUCAAAGGAGUUCUGAAUUUGUUUUUGAAUGAGGAUGUGGUUAGAAGAAUUCCUAAUGUAAGGAAAUUGCUUCUAAUGUAUAAUGUGAAACAAAUGAAGGGAGAAAAUUGUCUCAGCUAUCUUCAGUGUUUGAGUAAAUUGGAAAACUUUUGUUGCUUCACCAGAAAUGGAUGUGAUGAGUAUUGGCAGUGGAUAAGGUUCCCACACUCCAUUAAGAAGUUGUGUAUUGUUGCCUCUUAUGAUAUGGAAGUGGAGGACAUAAUGCCAAAGAUUGGUUCAUUGCCUCUUCUUGAGAAGUUUGUAUUGAAAUAUGGUUUCUUCAGAACAGGCAAGUGGGAAACAGUUAAAGGCCAGUUCUCGAGCCUCAAGUUUCUACAUUUGGAUCUUUGUAAUAGUCUAGAAGAUUGGAUUGUGUCAGACAGGUCUCACUUUCCACUUCUGCAGAAGCUUCGUCUUUGUAGUUUAGUUCAACUGGAGGGGAUCCCAGCCGAAGUCGGAGAAAUAGCAACCUUGAUAUCGAUUGAUGUGGAAUAUUGCAGUGAAUCGGUGGUGGUGUCAGCUAAAAAGAUUGUAGAGGAACACGAAGAUUUAUAUGGAGACCAACUAGACCUUUGCGUUCGAGUCAAGGUUUGGAAGAAAGAUGAAUCACUGAAGAGCUUGGCAAGUGCCAACUUUGAAGUUGAAGUGUGGUAG